UGUGGUAGUUAUGAAUCAAAAUAGGAAUCAGGAAAGAGACGAGGCUUAUCAGAAUGCUGCUCGGGUUGCACGUAAUUUUCAAAAUCGACCGGCCGGCGCGGCUCAACCACAUCCGAAUCUUAAUCCCAAUUAUCAGAAUCCCGUUGAUCUUGUUAGAAAUUAUAACAGAGUUCGACAACAUCAGGAACCAGAAGAAAAUAUUUACGAAAGAUUGGACAACGACGACGAUGACGAAGACAACCAAGGCGAACAUAACGCUGAAGGUGGUCGUAACGAUCUCGUUAAUAAUCCGAAUAAUCAAAAUCCUACGGAUGAUCAUAUUUACGAGAGAAUUGACGAUCGAUCUUCUUGCCGUAAUAGAGCUUACUCUCGUUUGAAAUAUCAAAUGUUGAAUCUGUUCUCUGGUGGUCAUUUCUUGAACGAGAUCGAUUCGAGAAAUUUUAAUCAAUACGAUCAACCUCGACACGUCUAUUUGGAUUCCUCUAGAAUGGGCAAUCAAUUUUGUCAAAGCCGUUUAGGAAGACUCGGACGGAAUUGUUUUUCCAGUGAAAAUCUCGCUUAUGCGUCUACCAGACGAUCAGCUUAUCCUUUGGGUUACAACUGUUCUUGUCCUUACUGCAGGCAUAUGGAUUCGAGAUACGUUUGCCAUUAUUGUCAGAGUUUACAUAAUAGACUUCGUUAUCAAGAUACUGCCAAUACCGCGAGACAGUAUAUAUAUCAAUUAUCUAGAAACUGCAAAUGUCCCUUUUGUCGUGGCGAUUAUGCCUCUUACGCAAAACUCUCUGCCAGUAAUAAUCGAUCAUCCGAAUCAUCAUCUUCCAGAGGUAAGGAUUCUCAUCAUAGAAGUUCUGCUAGUUGUGUUUGUCGAAACAAGACAAUGCCUAGCUCGAGUUCAUCGAUGCAAGUUGGAAGAUAUGUCGACUGGAUCAAUAGAAUUGGUUCAUCCGUUAAUAAUCCAUUGUAUGCAACGAUUCACAUCGGUAGAAUCGAUCGAUCUUGUUCUGGCUCAGCACCUACUGGUAAUUCUGAUAAUACCGGUGCUUCAACAUCCUCAGCAGGAUCAACAGAAGCUGGUACUUCAGCGAAUAUCAGAUCGAUCCUUGCCUCUACCUCUUACAAUCCUUCUACUUCGUCAGCUUCCGUUUGUCCCGUGAAUCGUUCAGCGGAACGUCAACACACGUGCGACGAUUCUUGCAUAAGAAAUCAGAAUUUAGCUAGGAUUUGUCAGUUUCUUGGUAGAUGUGAAAGAGCAGAAUGUAAUCACAGUAGACUGUCGGUUCAUUGGUGGUUCGUUAAUAGAUGGUUUAAUCCUGAAAGAAACGUUGACAAUGCUCCUGUCGAGGAAGAACCACGCGAACGUCAAGAGAGUGAUAGCGACGAUUCUUAAAUAUUCUGUUAAACUAUGAUUUUCAAUUUACCUUACUUUUCUAUCAUAUUGUCUAUCAUAUCUUCUUUUUAAAUAUCACUGAUAAAGUUCUUUCUCCUAACGAAUAAUCUAUAAUUUCUCAAGUGCUAAUUUAUCUCUCAUUUUUCAUUAUGUGUAAUGACAAUAGUUGUAGAGUUCCAGGUUGUGAUAUUUACUAGGAUAUAAUGUUUAAAUAAGUCUACUUCUAGGAUGUCAGUAGAGAGGUCGUUCGAUUGUAGUGUUCUAGUUUAUUUUUUUCUUUUUUAUAUAUAUAUAUAUAGAUAUAGAUAUAUUUUUAAAAAAUACUGUAGCUUCGUAGCACCAAUUUGUGUUAUAUAAAUAACUGGCGCCGUGUGUUGUAUAUUAAUAUAAUAAUAAUAAUGAUAAUGAUAAUGAUAAUGACAAAUAAUUGACAAUGUUCUCCGUUUGCUAUAUAGAUCAUAAUCUACGUAGAAUAGAAUCUAUUAAAUAGAAUUUAAUAAUGAUCUACAUCGGUGAACAUUUAAAUUUUCAGCCGUCUAGAAAUAUUAAUAGCCAUUUUCUAAGCUUGAUCAUAGAAUUAAACGACCUACUCGCUGCUUCCACAAUUUAAAAAAAAAAGAAAAGAAAAAGGAAAAAAGAAUCUCUACAUUUACAAAUGAUAAGACUUGAUGUUAUUAUACUCGUAUAUAUUUAGAUAAAAGAUUAAUCAGUAUUUUUAAAAAAUUGCCUUUGCAUACUGCUCGAUUAAACAAUUCGAUAAAGUUUUCAGAUUUGCUAAAAAGGAAACAAAAAAUAGAAUCGUAUUAUACGUUUCUAUUUAAAGUAAAAAAGUGUAAAUAAUCUUUCGUAAUUCGAUCGUCAUUGUGGUAUUUAUCUAAAAAAGAAAAAAAAAAAAGAAAAAAUGGAUUUAAAGAGAGGAGAGCAUUGUAAAGGCAACUUGCGAAACGUGUCGAUAAUUUGAUGAAUGAUUCUUAUGCGCCAAUUAAUAUAGAUUAAGAUAAAAAAAAAAAAAAGAUAAAGAUCUCUCACGCUUAAGAAAUUAAAAAAAUGAAAGCAGAAGAAAAGAAAAGUAACAAAUUAAAUGAAAUAAAAUAAUUGAAAUGAAUUAUAUCGAUUCUCUUAAAAGAAUCCGAUUAAUUUGAACUCCGACGGUACAAGUUAAAUUCUUAAACGUAUUAUCUAUAUUUAUUUUUUGUAUUUCGGGGAAGAAGCAGAUGUUAUAUACAUAUAUCAACGUUGUGAUCAACGUCUAAUUAAUAAAGGAUCUUAUGAUAGAUAA
Messenger RNA from Vespula pensylvanica (western yellowjacket), 2666 nucleotides. RefSeq lists its product as uncharacterized. Lineage: Eukaryota; Metazoa; Arthropoda; Insecta; Hymenoptera; Vespidae. The transcript has a single exon. The record is from RefSeq and is a predicted model, not a curated record. The coding region runs from base 11 to 1387 and encodes 458 amino acids.